Molecule: messenger RNA, 1491 nt
Organism: Ophidiomyces ophidiicola
Lineage: Eukaryota; Fungi; Ascomycota; Eurotiomycetes; Onygenales; Onygenaceae
Gene: GWT1
Product: Glucosaminyl phosphatidylinositol (GlcN-PI) nositol acylation protein
Exons: 2
Coding region: 1-1491 (496 amino acids)
Biological process (GO): GPI anchor biosynthetic process; protein localization to plasma membrane
Cellular component (GO): endoplasmic reticulum; membrane
Molecular function (GO): glucosaminyl-phosphatidylinositol O-acyltransferase activity
Source: RefSeq, a predicted model, not a curated record
AUGGCUGAGACUUACAAAGCCCGCAAGGAACAAUUCGUCUCCAACCUCGCCGGUGGAGAUAUCUGGGAAAUCAAUGCCGUGACUCUUGCGGCACAGUCCGCCGUGCUCCUUUGGUCCGCACUUCAGUCCAGGCGCUCCUUCUUCUCCCCUUAUACCAUACCAUCGCUCGUGGCCGAUUUUCUACUCAACGUGCUGGCUAUCCUCUUUGCAAUCACUCUGUAUUCCGAUAAACCUACACUCCUAAAUCUCCUUCUCAUCGCUCCCGCCGUGUUCAUACUUUUGGGACCAAAACCAACACAACCGCCCCAGAAAGCGAAACCACCGCAAGCGGCGCAUAAAUUAUCAGAUGGCGAAUCCGAUCUUAGUCUCGAUUUACUUCCGGUUCGGCCUUUUCUCACUUUUUACCGGGGUGGGAUGAUGGUCAUAACGUGCCUUGCAAUUCUUGCUGUGGAUUUCCGCGUCUUUCCCCGAAGAUUUGCUAAAGUUGAAAACUGGGGGACAUCUCUGAUGGACCUAGGCGUUGGGUCGUUUGUAUUCUCUGGGGGAGUGGUCUCUGCGCGUUCUAUCCUCAAGUCACGCGUUUCAACAAAGGCUUCAGAAUUACCGCGACGCUUCCUGGCCGCCAUUCUGCGUUCAGUUCCUUUACUCGUGCUGGGCUUUAUUCGGCUUUUCAGCGUGAAGGGGUUAGAUUAUGCAGAGCAUGUUACCGAGUACGGAGUGCACUGGAACUUUUUCUUUACGUUGGCACUCUUAUCCCCAUUUGUGGAGAUUUUCCAUGCCCUAACCUCAGUCAUUCCUUCCUACGAAGUGCUUUCUCUUCUCAUCAGCGUCUUCUAUCAGGUUCUCCUGGAAUCUACGACGCUGAAGGAAUAUAUCUUGAUUUCCCCCAGAGGUCCGUCUCUCCUCUCAAAGAAUCGAGAAGGAGUUUUCUCGUUCUUCGGAUACCUGGCCAUUUUUCUUUCUGGCAGGGGAACUGGCCUUCGCGUAAUUCCUCGGGAGACGGGACUAUCUAAAAGACCUUUCGAAGCACGCAAGAAGUUGCUGAUACGUAUGGCACUCUGGGCACUUCUCUGGACAGCUUUGUUUAUAUUCAAUUCCUAUCUCGUAUUUGGGUUUGGGGCCGGCAUCCCAGUGUCUCGUCGGCUCGCCAAUAUGCCAUACGUUCUUUGGGUGAUAUCUUUCAACAAUUUCCAACUGUUUUUCUUCUGCUUGCUCGAAACAAUUUUCUUCCCUUCGGUGUACAGAGCUACCAGCCGAAAGGCUGAAACUGACAGUAGCAACCUCGCGACCAGCAUGGUUAUGAACGCAUUUAACAAGAACGGCCUGGCCGUUUUCUUAGUUGCAAACCUUCUUACUGGGGCGGUCAACCUGGGGGUAAAUACCCUAGACGCAAGCAGAGGAAUGGCCAUGGCUAUCCUGAUAGGGUAUGCUGCGACAUUAACUGGAAUCUCGUUGGCGCUGCAUAGAUGGGGAAUUGCGUUGAAAAUUUGA